Phytophthora infestans T30-4 is the source of this 614-nucleotide messenger RNA. RefSeq names its product protein kinase. Bases 193 to 603 code for a protein of 136 amino acids. The transcript has a single exon. Gene Ontology annotation, molecular function: ATP binding; protein kinase activity. Gene Ontology annotation, biological process: protein phosphorylation. Lineage: Eukaryota; Oomycota; Peronosporomycetes; Peronosporales; Peronosporaceae. The record is from RefSeq and is a predicted model, not a curated record.
GGUCACGCUCUCGUGCUCACUACUUCUUUUUGGACUGCUGGGUUUCUGGUGCUGUCGACACAAGCACGAGGCAGAGCUAACGCCUUCGAGUAUCCAUGUAACUACUACGAACCGACUUCGGACCCCAGCCAUUGGUCUCUCUCCUUUUCGUACCAGAAACCUGGACAGCUGUAACUCCUCUGAUGCCUCUGCAUGUGGGGAAACGAGGACCUCACUGCUAUGCGCUUCCCGUUCGAGAACAUCAUGACGACAAGGCUCAUCAGCUAUGGAGGACAAGGCCAAGUGUCUUUAGGCACCUACUGUGACGAACAAGUGGCCAUCAAGCGGCUUCUUCCUGAGAAGAGAAAGAAACUCCAUGAAGUGAGCUCCUUCCUCGCGGAGAUCAAGAAGAUGGCGAGUGUCGAGCAUCCGCACAUCGUUCACUUCAUCGGUGUGGCUUGGAACUCCCUCACGGAUCUGUGUGCCGUCUCAGAUUUCAUGGAUGGCGGGGACUUGCACUCGCUGCUCAAGCAUUUUGAGACCGAAAAGCGACCGCACGAAUUCAACUUAGACAAGUCCCGAAUUGCUCUCCAAGUGGCCUACGCACUGGCUUAUCUCCACUAGCUUGACCCGAC